This is a messenger RNA of Colletotrichum tamarilloi, 228 nucleotides long. RefSeq lists its product as uncharacterized. The transcript has a single exon. The record is from RefSeq and is a predicted model, not a curated record. Lineage: Eukaryota; Fungi; Ascomycota; Sordariomycetes; Glomerellales; Glomerellaceae. Bases 1 to 228 code for a protein of 75 amino acids.
AUGGCCGUCGCGACCGGCCAGCAGACCGUCUCUGUAAUCACAAUCCCUGAGCAUCGGUACGACCACAGCCGCGACACCCGUUUCGAAAUGAGACUCCGCCGUGAAAGAGGAGUAGACAGCUGGAAGCCGGAGGUCAACGUACAGAAACAUCGUGCGCCGAGUUUGUUUGCCUAUUGGGGUUUCCUGGAGGGCGGCCGGGAGGAGGCCAUGGUAGAUCGAGAGUUAUGA